UAUAAACGGAAGUAAACAGUAUCUAAGAACAAUUUCCACGUUAGCGUUUUUGUUGUUAUUUAGACGUUUAUUAACAUCCUGGAACUCAAACGAUGACUCAUUUAACUGCACAGCAUCACAUACUUACCCCAUGUAGUAUUUAAUCCGCGUUGGAAACAGGAGUUGAUUAAUAGAGGUUAGCUAUCUAGGUAACGCUACCUAGCUGCUAAGUUAGUUAACAAUGGCUGCUGACUGUAUGGUUUUUCACACUCAAAUAGCCUCCAUAAUGGAGGUGCUAGCGAAUGCAGCCGUGGCAGAGGUCUGUAAACUCGUUGACGACGACUAUGCAGUGUUUCGGUUGGAAAUAACUCACAGCCAGAAAGAAAACAGUGCAUUGCGGAGGAAACUACAGCUUCUGGAACUGAAAUUGUCACGGGAGCGCGCAGAGAGGACAAUGCGAGAGCGCGUCCUCGCCAGUCGUCCCAGAAGUGUCAAGGUCCUCGACCGAUACAGAGGAAUGGCAAGAGGUGAAGGAGAUCUCACUGGAGGCCACAGGAGCUUUGUGAAGCCAGCUGGACACAAUACAUGGAGAGUUGACCAAACAAUCACUGUUGAUGAGGGGAUUCAAACCUCAACCCAGCACGUUAUCAUAAUAGAGGAUACAGAGGCUGUAGGUCCUGGGGUCAAGCUUGAGAGGUCUGAAGGAGAGGAGGACCCACAGCAUUGCAGAGACAGCCAGACUGCAGCAGCUGGAGCUUCCCCUGAAGCCAUGGAGGACCUCGCCGCCGCUCCCAUGCCCAGGACCCAACGCAGCAUCACGGAGGAGGAGAGUCCAGAGGUGCUGCUGGUGAAGGAGGAUGGUUGUGAGGAGAGACUGGGGAACCCUGAGGGGACCAUGGUCAUGGAAAACAACCAAACAACACCUCCUCCUGAACCCACAGAGGAACCAGCUGAGCAGCACAGGACCCCACACAGUCUCACUGAGCCAGUAGACAUGGAGGAUGGGAAGCCUGAUCUGUUGCUUGUCAAAGAGGAGACAAUAGAGGACGGACCAGAGAGCAUUGACCUGCUGAGUGGACUAAAGGUUGGGGAGCAAGGUGGUUGGCUGGAGGAUUACAGAGGAGACUGGGCGGCCAUCUUGGAUUCCCAGACCCAGACGGGUGCAGCCAAGAGCCAGGGGGAUGACAUCACCGAGCAGGCCAGGACCAGAGGCAACAUAGUGGAGGUCAGUGGAUGGGACAGCAUCCUCAACUCUAGGCUGAGGAACAACACUGUUAACCACAACCAGAAAAAGACAAUCGAACACAAAACAACAACCAAACUUAGUGUCCAUGACAACAGACUAGCUGAGGCCAGGAUGAGACAUAGAUUUGGUCCGGGGGUACGGGGAGGUGUCCGUAUGCAGCUGGAGAGAACAGACACAGACUCGGCUAGUGAUGCUCCUUCCUGCUCCUAUAGUUGUGAUUCAGAGAGACUGAUGGCACCUCAGGUUAACCCCCUAACAGAUUCUGCCUUCAGCCUGCCUUCUAUAGGAUCUAUCAACUGGAACAUGGACCCUGGGACAACACAGACACUCCUUGGCCUUUGUUCUCCUCACACUCCCCUAAUGUUAAACCAGACCUCAGACAAUGCCAGUGCCUCAACACUGAGUGGCUACACAAGCGCAUCGACAAAUGACAGUAGUAGAGAUGGAAUCAGUAAAGGUGGCGGCGCCAAAGAAAAGCACUUCCCGUGUUCGUUCUGUGGGAAAGCCUUCAGUUUCCCCAAACAGGUGGCGAUCCACCAGAGGAUGCACACGGGGGAGAAACCGUUCGGCUGCCACUUGUGCCGGGCCAGUUUUUCAGACUCGUCCAACCUGAAGAGGCACCAGAGGGUCCACACAGGGGAGAAACCCUACAGCUGCCCCCAGUGUGAGAAGAGGUUCUCCCACCAGCCCCAUCUGAAGAGGCACCUGAAGAUCCACACUGGAGAGAAGCCAUUUGCCUGUACGCACUGCGGGAAGAGGUUCUCAGAGAGGGGCUACCUCAGAAUACACCAGCAGAAAAUGCACAUCGCCCAUGUAUAGAGAGUAUAGUGACAUGUAAUGUAGUACUAGUUAGUUUGGUUGAUUUUGGGUGUAUAGUGAACUGGAUGAGGUGAACUGAGGAGAGAAUGAGUGUGAUGAGGCAGAGUAGAUGAUAUGGUGAUGGUGUCUGUACAAAUGCUUCACAAUUUUGUCCUGUUCUUUGUUGUUGGUGUUUAUUUAUGAGGCAAUUAUAGUGCCCUAAUAGUACUUAAUUUUAUGUGAGUGUAUGACCAUUUUGUUUAAAUUAAAUGCAAAAUUGACUCUG
This is a messenger RNA of Oncorhynchus masou masou (cherry salmon), 2309 nucleotides long. RefSeq lists its product as uncharacterized. Gene Ontology annotation, biological process: regulation of transcription by RNA polymerase II. Bases 221 to 2044 code for a protein of 607 amino acids. The transcript has 6 exons. Gene Ontology annotation, molecular function: DNA-binding transcription factor activity, RNA polymerase II-specific; RNA polymerase II cis-regulatory region sequence-specific DNA binding. Lineage: Eukaryota; Metazoa; Chordata; Actinopteri; Salmoniformes; Salmonidae. The record is from RefSeq and is a predicted model, not a curated record.